UGAGACACAAACAGACCCAAAGUCACUAAAGGAGGAGAAGCAAGAACUGAAAGAAAAGGAACAAACAUGCUUUCAUAACUGGAGAAAAUCUUUUAGUUGCUCUCAGACUGAAAAGACUUUGUCACGACAACGAGCUCAGAAGACUAGAAGUCAUUUCACCUGCCAACAGUGUGGAAAGUGUUACACUAGUAAAGGAAGUCUUAAUGUCCACAUGAGAGUUCACACAGGAGAAAAGCCUUACACGUGCAAACAGUGUGGAGAGAGUUUCAAUCGAUCAGCAAGCCUUAAAAUCCACAUGAGAAUUCACACUGGAGAGAAACGGUUUACUUGCCAGCAGUGUGGAAAGAAGUUCAGUCAAAAAGGACACCUUAUUAACCACAUGAGAAUUCACACUGGAGAGAAACGGUUUACUUGCCAGCAGUGUGGAAAGAAGUUCAGUCAAAAAGGACACCUUAUUAACCACAUGAGGAUUCACACCGGAGAAAACCCAUUCACCUGCCAACAGUGUGGAAAAAGUUUCAAUCGAAAAGGAAACCUGACAGUCCACUUGAGAAUUCACACUGGAGAGAAGCCUUUCAAAUGCAAACAGUGUGGAAUAAGCUUCACUCAAAAAGCAAGUCUUAAUGCCCACGUAAGAAUUCACACUGGAGAAAAGCCCUUUGUAUGCGGUCGGUGUGGAAAGAGUUUCAGAUUUAAAGUAGCCUUUAAUCAGCACAUGAGGAUUCACUCAAGAGAGAACGGUUUUAUAUGUCGUCAGUGUGGAAGGAGUUUCACAGACAGGAAACACCUAAAGAAUCGUGUAAGAAUUCACAUCGAAGAAGACUGUCUUUUACCAUCACUGUGGAAAGAGCUUUGCACUUAAGCACUCAGUGGAGGCUUCUCAGGGGAGAGAGAAGUGUCUUCUGUGUGAAAGGAGUUUCACAUAUCAUAGACAUGAAAACCCAUUGGCAAACUCAUUCUGGACAGAAAUUACAGACGUUUUGAACGUGAAAAGAGGUUUACAAAAAAAAAUCACCUGCACAUGUAUCACAAUAAAAUUCUUUUUCUGAUGCAUAUGGAAAGUCAUGCAUAUGAGAGACCCUAUUCUUGUUCUUUUUGAGGAAAGAGUUUUAAAUGGCUCAGCGAUCGGACAAUUAAGUAUCUGUGUGAAAUCAAAGCUAUGAAUGUGCCCCAAAUGCAGAUACUCCAGGUUCCUAAAAGUAUCCCCCAUCCUCCACCUCUUUUUACUUUGUCUUGAAGGUUUUUCUUUUCUUUUGUCAUGUUCGUAUGAAUGCAUGUGGCCACACAGUCCAUCUUCUUUGCUGUAGUCUCAAAUUAUUGAGCAGUUAUGGUAGAUGGCAUAUGAUAAAUUUGAUUCAGGAUAAUACUUUGAAAUUAAUAAAUCGCCAGUGUUGGGGAAUCUACCUUGAAACUGUAGCUUAUCAAGCUACAAGCUACUCAUAAAUUAAAAUAGUUAAGCUACAAUCAAGCUACCCUUCUGAAAAAGUAACUAGUUACACUACAAGUUACUACCAAAAAGUAGCUAGCGACAUUGAAACUUUUU
Messenger RNA from Sinocyclocheilus rhinocerous, 1543 nucleotides. Its product is annotated as gastrula zinc finger protein XlCGF8.2DB-like. NCBI's taxonomy places the organism in Eukaryota, Metazoa, Chordata, Actinopteri, Cypriniformes, Cyprinidae. The transcript has 3 exons. Gene Ontology annotation, molecular function: DNA-binding transcription factor activity, RNA polymerase II-specific; RNA polymerase II cis-regulatory region sequence-specific DNA binding. The record is from RefSeq and is a predicted model, not a curated record. The coding region runs from base 212 to 862 and encodes 216 amino acids. Gene Ontology annotation, biological process: regulation of transcription by RNA polymerase II.